AUGACUGACAGGGGCCGGAUUUUGAUUAAAGGAGGUAAGGUUGUGAAUGAGGAGUGCUCCGAGCUGGCUGAUGUGUUUAUAGAGGACGGGGUGAUCCAGGCAGUGGGCUCCGAGCUGCAGGUGCCAGAGACGGGAACUCGGGUGCUGGAUGCCAGCGGUAAACUGUUGCUGCCUGGAGGAAUAGACACACACACGCAUAUGGAGCUGGAGUUCAUGGGCACUGUGGCAGUGGAUGAUUUCUUCUUGGGUACAAAGGCCGCAGUAGCCGGAGGAACUACUAUGAUCCUGGAUUUUGUCAUCCCACAAAAAGGAACUUCUCUGCUUGAGGCAUAUGACAGAUGGAGGAGGAUUGCUGAUGCAAAAGUGUGCUGUGACUAUUCCCUCCAUGUCGCUGUUACCUGGUGGGGUGAUAGUGUAAAACAAGAGAUGGAAACAAUUGUCCAAGAGAAAGGAGUAAACUCCUUCAAGAUGUUUAUGGCGUAUAAAGAUGUGUUCAUGCUGCGCGAUGACGAGCUCUACUCCGUUUUCUCUCAUUGUAAAGAUAUUGGAGCCAUAGCACAAGUCCAUGCUGAGAACGGAGAUCUGAUUGCAGAGGGGGCCAAGAGAAUGCUGUCUUUGGGAAUCACAGGACCUGAGGGCCAUGAACUCUGUCGCCCUGAGGAGGUGGAAUCGGAGGCCACUCAGCGUGCCAUCACCAUCGCCCACACUGUCAACUGCCCUCUGUAUGUGGUGCACGUUAUGAGCAAAUCAGCUGCUGAAGUGGUGGCUAAUGCUCGCAGAAACGGGCGAGCGGUGUUUGGCGAGCCCAUAGCUGCUGGCCUGGGUUCUGAUGGCACUCAUUACUGGCACAAGGACUGGGCACAUGCAGCAGGAUAUGUUAUGGCACCCCCGCUAAGACCAGACCCCAGUACACCCAGCUAUCUCAUGGACCUACUCGCUAAUGAUGAUCUGAGUGUAACCGGGACUGAUAACUGCACAUUCUCCACCUGCCAAAAAGCUCUGGGCAAAGACGACUUCACUAAAAUCCCCUUCGGUGUUAACGGCGUGGAGGAUCGCAUGUCUGUCAUCUGGGAGAAAGGAGUGCAUAGCGGCAAAAUGGAUGAAAAUCGAUUCGUGGCAGUCACCAGCAGCACUGCAGCCAAAAUCUUCAACCUUUAUCCACAGAAAGGGAGGAUUGCCAAAGGCUCUGAUGCAGACCUGGUUAUCUGGGACCCCAACGCCACCAGGGUGAUUUCAGCAAAAACCCACCUCCAGGCAGUAGAUUAUAACAUCUUUGAGGGGAUGGAGUGCCACGGUGUUCCUCUGGUGACCAUCUCCAGAGGCAGAGUAGUGUAUGAAAAUGGCCGUGUCUUGGCUCAGCCUGGGACAGGAAGGUUUAUUCACCGAAAGCCCUACUCUGACUUUGUGUACAAGCGAAUAAGACAAAGGGACAAGGUUGGGAAGCCCACUGCAGUGGCCAGGACCCCCUACAAAGGAGAAAUCAUAUCCAAGGCAAACAGAGCUUAAAGAAAACCAUAAUAGAAACAGAAACCUUCCAGUGUAACUGAGUAACCUUGAUUUCUUUCAGCAAAAGUCUUCAAUAAAAGGUGU
Messenger RNA from Neoarius graeffei (lesser salmon catfish), 1590 nucleotides. It is a transcript of the gene dpys, whose product is annotated as dihydropyrimidinase. Gene Ontology annotation, biological process: pyrimidine nucleobase catabolic process. Lineage: Eukaryota; Metazoa; Chordata; Actinopteri; Siluriformes; Ariidae. Bases 1 to 1506 code for a protein of 501 amino acids. Gene Ontology annotation, cellular component: cytosol; cytoplasm. The transcript has 9 exons. Gene Ontology annotation, molecular function: dihydropyrimidinase activity. The record is from RefSeq and is a predicted model, not a curated record.